Messenger RNA from Penicillium expansum, 3768 nucleotides. It is a transcript of the gene thtA, whose product is annotated as protein thtA. Gene Ontology annotation, cellular component: nucleus; U2 snRNP. Gene Ontology annotation, molecular function: protein binding; U2 snRNA binding. Gene Ontology annotation, biological process: mRNA splicing, via spliceosome. The record is from RefSeq and is a predicted model, not a curated record. The coding region runs from base 1 to 3768 and encodes 1255 amino acids. Lineage: Eukaryota; Fungi; Ascomycota; Eurotiomycetes; Eurotiales; Aspergillaceae. The transcript is spliced from 5 exons.
AUGUCUGACAACCAGCCCGACAUGCUUCCAACGCGUCUGCAUGGACUGCUUACCCAGCCAUUGAUUCCCAGCCCUGUUAUCAACUGGAUCCUUCCAGCGCGUCUUCGAGAUAAAGACCACAACGAUGUGGUUUUCAUUGGAGAGCGGCGAAUUCAAAUCAAGGAAGCCCUGCCUAGUGGUCAUCUUCAAGAUGUCGUCGAAAAAUCUGACCUUGAAGGCUCCAUUAUUGGGGCAAAGGUCAUCAAUGUAAGCACCCAAGGUGCAUCAGGUUUGAUGGCUCACUAUUACGAUAACGACAACAAUCAUCUGCCUCCUCAAAUCCUUUUCCUUGCUACGGACUCAAAUGAGCUCCUUUUCAUGUACUACUCAGAGGUCGGAGACGGCCCAUUUGUUUGCUACAAUCGACCUCUGCCCCGCGAUGUCAACAUAGCCGACAAGUAUGGCAAGCAUAUAGCUGUCGAUCCCAAAUCGCGUGCGGUCGCAGUCAGCGCGUCGCGUAAUUUUUUCGGUAUCUUGUGGUUGAAAUCUGCGGCCGAACUCCAGGCGCAGAUGGCUCAGGGGAAGCUGAACCCACUUGAAAGUGAAAGUUUCUUACAAGUGGAUGGCGAUAUCUUGUUUAUGGAAUUCCUUUACCCGAAAGACGACAAUGACAAACGGACCAUUCUACUGCUUAUUGUCUAUAAGCUUGGCUCAACACGAUCUAUGGUCUUCGAGUGGAAUGAAGACAGUAUGCCCAGCCGCAUGAGUCCCAAAUUUACCUCAAAUUUUCUGCCUCAGCAAGACCAGUUGCCUAGCAUGGUCAUCCCUUUGGCCAAAGAAUCUUCCUACCUCUUGAUUACCACAAAUUCCAUGGCGAUGUACACUCCCAAUUCCUCCUUUCGUCCGAUGCGAUACCCGCCAAUCAUUCCCGAUACCGAAUCAUCCGAAGCUGGACUAUGGACUCGCUUCGCUAGACCUUCGCGGAACCGGAUGUACAGUCAGAGGUACGAUGGAAUCUUGCUCUGUCAAGAAAAAGGCUGGAUCUAUUAUCUCGAGUUUGGCAACGAUGGUGAACUUGAAACCCAGACUUCUUUGGGUCAACUCCACUGCGAUGUUGACACUGCAUUUGAUAUCCUUGAUAUGGGCUAUGAAGGUGGUGACUUCAUUAUCGCUGCUGGAAGCCAUGGUGGUGGUGGGUUGUUUGUCCAGGAGGCACGGGAUCGCCCCAUAUGUGUUCAGCGAUUCCUCAACUGGGCACCAGUUUCCGAUGCAGUUAUUAUUCCCUCAAACCCCCCAGCCGUCUUGAAACAUAAUUCAUAUGAUUACGAUCGGCUCUUUGUCAGCUCGACCUCUGCUUCAGGCACUGGAGCUAUUACUGAACUUCGAUAUGGCAUUGAGGCUCAGAUUGGUGUCUCAGCGGCAUUGGGUGAAUUGUCCAGCAUACGUGAUAUGUGGGCUGUGUCAUUCGGUGCUAAGGAUUCAAUCUACCUGCUUGCUUCUGAUCCGCUUUCAUCGAUGCUUCUUCGUACGACUCCCGACAUGAGAGAUGGCAUUACUGCGCUUGAGGACGAUACAGGCUUGGACAUUCAGCAGACUUUGGCAAUGGACUGUACACCCUCCGGUGUUAUUGUUCGGGUCACAGAAAGAGCUGUGCACUUUUUCGUUCCUACUGAUUUUACUCUCAACAGCUGUGUUGAGCAUGACCCCCAUGUAUUUGUCACAGCAGCCAUUGUGGAUGGCCCAAGUUCCACUGUGAUCAUGACUACAAGAAGUAACAAAGGGAAUUUUCUCCAUAUUCUUCGGGUAGUCACGACUGAAGGAUGUGCUUCCUCCCUAUCUGAUCAUGAGCCUCCAUACCCGCUCCAAAAAGAACCCAUCUGCAUCUCCUACCAGAAUUGGGGAGAACUUGGAUUCAUUUUCCUGGGCACCAGCGAUGGCACAGUGCUAUCAUUCGAAGUUUACAAUGAGACUGGUGGAAUCAGACAACAUGCUGACACUCUUAUUGAAAUCGUCGACAGUCCAGAAGACGUGUCAGAACCAAUUGAAAGCCUCGCUGUGAUCAAUACUCUCUCAGACGACGGGAUUCACGCGUUCCUUUUCUGUGGGCUGCGAAGUGGCACACUUGUUCCAUUCGAGAUAGAUACAACCAUCGUGAAUGUGCACGGUGACCCUGUCUUCGGUUUCAAAUGUUUAAAACAAAGAGCGCCACACCAUCUUGGGCAAACAUCAAUCAUCGUCAAAUCCUACAACAAUUUUGCUUUGUUUACAUGUGGAGAUGAUUUCUGGCGUGUGUCAUAUGCCCCGGAUGGCAAUGGCUCUGACUAUUUCCUAUCUCGUGUUUGGAUUACAGAUCAAAACUGUCCCGCAUACUUCCCCACCAGAUUCAGCAGCUUCGACAUUGUCGAUGUAAAAGAUCGCUGGUCCGAGGUUCCAAUUACAUACUUGUUUUGUUUUGCAGAUGGUCAGCUUCUGGUAUGCUCUCUGGAACAAGAAGCAAAGGUCGUUCCCCGACGCAUCGACAUUCCCGGAAAUCCCAGCAAGCUCACCUACUCCAACCAUCUCCGGAGUCUCAUUGUUUCAUAUUCUGUCGCCGAGGUCGGAAACCAAGCAAGGCCUUUUGAUCUUUCCCGCACGGCAUAUGUCGAAUUUGUGGACCCAAACACACAGUCGCCAGUAGUCUCUAACGACAUGGACAUGGUUUCUCAAGGCCUUCUUCCCUGGAGACCACAUGGAGUUUCUGGUGAGAAAAUCACAUGCAUUUUUGACUGGAUGCCAGAAAGAGAGGGCAAUGCAUACCAUCUUAUCGCGAUUGGGACUUCAAUCAAUCUACCUCACCAACCCAAUAACUACCAAGGUCGAUUGAUGCUCAUACAAGCGUCUCGAGAUUCCAACUAUCCUGGGCAGAUCACUUGCAUUGAUAAGCACACACAACGGUUUAAGGACCCUGUUUAUGCGAUGGCGGCAUGCGAGGAUAGCUUGAUUGUUGUCUCUGGGAAGAAAUUCUUCACGGUUAGCUCACGAAACUCUCAAACAAAAUGGGUUCGAAAUAUUACAGCGACCCUUCCAUCUACAGCUGUCGCGAUGGAGGUGCGAGGAAAGAUGAUCUACGUCACCAGCUCGAGACACUCCCUGCUGGUCUACAAGAUUGUGGAUGGGGACAUCCAGAUGCACGGGUUCGACCCAAUUUCACGCGAUGGUUUGUCUCACACUCUUAUGCCCGGGUAUGGAAUUCAAUCGGAUCUCAUUUUUGUGAGUACCCGAGGCGGGGCUACCCGGGCUUUCACAGACCUUGAUCAACCAGGGGACCUUGUGCCACGUCCAACGGCCAAUCUCCCCGUCUCAUUGAUCAAGCUCGCUCGGGGCAUCAAGUCUCCAGAUUCGCUGACGACCACCAAAACCUUUUAUGGUUUCGGCAUCAAUGGAUCGGUCUACAGACUCUUGGCCCUUGAUGCAGAGGAGUUGCGCCUCCUUCAACUUCUGCUGAACAUCUGCCUUAGGGACGAGGUCAUCUGUCCCUCCCUGUCCCGCAGAUAUCGCUACCUUGAUGCGAUCAACCAGGUCGAGAACAACAUGCAUAUCGACGGCAAUAUCCUAGCCCGCCUCGCCAGUCGCAACUCGAAAUACCUGGAUGAGAUUCUCAUGGCAUGCAACAGGAGUCAGUUCAAGGACCUGACCCCCGAAACUGUGCACAUGUUCUUCGGGGCAGUUGAGGACGUGCUUGGGGUUCAUGUCAACCAUACCCAGGCUCUCUUCAGCUGGCUCCGGAAGAUGCUGCACAUUGAGAUCUAA